AUGGGCACUAGGGUGCCCCAAAUCCAUGUCGUGAUCGUCCUGGAAGAGCUCAACAUUCCAUAUGACUGGCGCAUUCUGGACUUUACUGGGGUCAAGUCGGAGUCGUAUAUUAAGAUCAACCCCAAUGGUCGUCUGCCAGCUAUUCAAGAUCCGAACGCUGGCAUCACCAUCUGGGAGUCCGGUGCAAUCAUCUUAUACCUCAUCGACGAAUACGAUAAGGACAACAAGCUCUCCUACAAAGGAGCACCAGAAAAAUAUUUGACGCAGCAGCGGGUAUUCUUUCAAGUUUCAGGACAUGGGCCGUACUUCGGCCAAGCGAUAUGGUUCGCACGGUGGCACCCAGAGAAGAUCGACUCAGCCAUCGACCGAUACGUCAAGGAGAUAGACCGCGUGACCGGUGUUCUGGACCUCGCACUUACAGGCAGAGACUGGCUGGUCGGCGACAAAUGUACUUGCGCCGAUCUGUCUUUCAUCAACUGGGCCAGCGCAGGCAAAGGACUGCUAGUCGAGCUAGGCAAGGCGGAUAUUCUGGAAAAAUAUCCCAACUAUGCGCGCUGGAUUGCUGCCAUGGGGAAAAGAGAUGUGGUGAAAAGUGUCCUCGAGCGCGUAGAUGCUGGGUGGGCGGCAAAUAAUCAUCCCCGGUAA
Rhinocladiella mackenziei CBS 650.93 is the source of this 645-nucleotide messenger RNA. RefSeq lists its product as uncharacterized. The transcript has 4 exons. The record is from RefSeq and is a predicted model, not a curated record. NCBI's taxonomy places the organism in Eukaryota, Fungi, Ascomycota, Eurotiomycetes, Chaetothyriales, Herpotrichiellaceae. Bases 1 to 645 code for a protein of 214 amino acids.